UAAAUAUCUAAAUGGAACAUUCCAUUGCACAAAUUUUUCUGAUUUGUAUUGCAUCAAUUUUGUUUGAGUAUUUUUAUUAAAAGCAAAUAAAAUAGGAUUCUUAUUAGAAUCAUUUUAAUCAAGGAAACAAGAAUAUUAAAACAUGGUCCGUAUCUGAAGAGGAGAAACGUCUUCAUCGUGUUUGUAUCGAUCUGAAAACGGGAUGGGGUCCGAACAGUCGUCGGUGCCUCAAAAGAAGCAGACACAGCGGGCCCCGCCUGUGCGGAGAGGGCACACCAUUGCAGUCUCUAAUGUUCCCGAAGCCAGACGCAGCAAUGAGCCAACAGCCAGCGGUAACAACUCACCAGGAGCCAGCGUGUGCUCCGACUCGGAGUUGCCAUACAUAUCGUACACGGUGGACAGGCCUAUAGGAGAUUCCCCCAAGACAUCCACCAAGAGCCGCGAAGUGCGAAAGCAGACGGCGCCGCGUCGCGCGCUAAGUCUACAAGCGCAAAGGAACAAGCGAGCACGCGAUAUAGUGGUCGUAGCGCGAGCGGGCGGUGCGAAGCAGGACGAAGAUACUGCUAGAUUACAAAAGCUCUGCAAACUGCACUAA
This is a messenger RNA of Ostrinia furnacalis (Asian corn borer), 595 nucleotides long. RefSeq lists its product as uncharacterized. Bases 203 to 595 code for a protein of 130 amino acids. The record is from RefSeq and is a predicted model, not a curated record. The transcript has 5 exons. Lineage: Eukaryota; Metazoa; Arthropoda; Insecta; Lepidoptera; Crambidae.